UUGGUGCUGCUGGCUUUCCUCAUGGUGUUGCUUGCUUUGGUCACCAUCCUCGGAAAUGCCCUGGUUAUCCUGGCUUUCAUCUUGGACAGAAACCUCAGGCAUCGGAGUAACUAUUACUUUCUCAAUCUUGCUAUUUCUGACUUUGCAGUAG
Molecule: messenger RNA, 151 nt
Organism: Nestor notabilis (Kea)
Lineage: Eukaryota; Metazoa; Chordata; Aves; Psittaciformes; Psittacidae
Product: histamine H4 receptor-like
Exons: 1
Biological process (GO): adenylate cyclase-inhibiting G protein-coupled acetylcholine receptor signaling pathway; chemical synaptic transmission; G protein-coupled receptor signaling pathway, coupled to cyclic nucleotide second messenger
Cellular component (GO): membrane; dendrite; synapse
Molecular function (GO): G protein-coupled serotonin receptor activity; G protein-coupled acetylcholine receptor activity
Source: RefSeq, a predicted model, not a curated record